GACCCGGUUUGCGCUGUCGGCGUGCAUUUGUGUGUGACUGGAAACAUGUCGGCAAGGAUUGUGCACACCGGAAGAUCAAUGAAAUCUACCAAAACCUAAAGAACCAGUGCAAUUUCACAAUUUAAAAGAAUUUGACAUAGUCCAGGACCCUUUUCCACGGUUGUGUUACCUCUCUGACUCGCGUUUUAGCUUAUUCAGUGGUAGAAGUAUCCAAAACGAAUGGUGGAAGUCGAAUAGAGUCUCGAAGUAGGCUAGGCGGAGAGGAGUGGAGAGUGAAGGGCUCGGCAGGUAGAGACGAGCGCUCGCUUUUGAGGAAUGUUAUCCGUACUCUCCUAUGGAAGAUUGGUUGCGAGGGCUGUCCUUGGCGGACUCUCUCAAACUGAUGGUCGGGACUACAGCCUGGUCACAGCUAGUUGUGGGUUUGGGAAAGACUUUCGUAAGGGGAUAUUGAAGAAAGGGAUGUGCUACGGGGAUGACGCUUGUUUCAUUGCCCGGCAUAGGUCCGCCGAUGUAUUGGGUGUGGCGGAUGGUGUAGGUGGAUGGAGGGACUACGGGGUGGACCCGUCCCAGUUCUCUGCCACCCUGAUGAGGACGUGUGAGCGGCUGGUGAAGGAGGGCCGCUUCACCCCCAGCAGCCCUGUGGGGAUCCUCACGUCAGGCUACUAUGAGCUUCUACAGAACAAAGUACCCCUGCUAGGGAGCAGCACAGCCUGUAUUGUGGUUUUGGACCGACGGAGCCAUCAACUGCACACGUGUAAUCUAGGUGACUCUGGUUUCCUGGUGGUGCGAGGGGGAGAAGUGGUGCACCGCUCGGAUGAACAGCAGCACUACUUCAACACCCCUUUUCAGCUGUCCAUUGCUCCCCCAGGUGCAGAGGGAGUGGUACUCAGUGACAGCCCUGAGGCCGCUGACAGCUCCUCCUUCGACGUCCAGUUGGGUGACAUCAUCCUGACUGCCUCGGAUGGCCUCUUCGACAACAUGCCCGACUACAUGAUCCUGCAAGCGCUCAAAAAGCUCAAGAGUACCAACUAUGACAGCAUCCAGCAGACCGCACAGAGCAUUGCAAAGCAAGCCCAUGAACUGGCCUAUGACCCCAACUACAUGUCCCCUUUUGCUCAGUUUGCCUGUGACAAUGGUCUGAAUGUAAGAGGGGGGAAGCCUGAUGACAUCACGGUGCUGCUGUCCAUUGUGGCAGAAUACACAGACUAAGUGUGUGUGAUGUUUAUUGGAACUGUUCACUUCCUUCCCUCUGUCAGUCUUCCACCUGGCUCCUUCUCAAAUGCAUUGCUUCGUGUUGGACAGACUGGGGAGCCCCCCCCCAUCCCUUCACUGACCUUUCUAUCUCACAGCCACAAAAUAGAACACACACUCCUCACCACAGAAUUGGACUCCAUCUCUAUUCUUCCAUUUUGUUUUGGUACUGUAGUGAGGAGGCAGGCUGCAAGUACUUUCUCAUGUUGAUCGUGAUACAGAACGGCAUGUUGGUUACCCACAUUCAGACUACGACUGAAUGGCAGUCCUGAGUGUAGGCAAGUUUGCUUUUGCAGGGAGUUGUGCUCGUUAGCCCUGAAACAAGCAGUGGUGUUAUACAUCAAAUAAGCCAUGCUUUGGAGUUGUUGGGGAGAUGUGGUUGUGUUGCCUAUACAUUUUGAUUCUGUCUGUGUUGUAGCUGUGUGACUAUCUGUUCCAAGUCGUCUGUGUGUGUGGAUGAAUACUAAGGCUGUGGAAUUGAGAGGGGCUGGGUUGUUGCGGGGUUUAGAGAGGUUACAGUGACUUGUGAUCAGAAAGGAUGUAGAUCAGCGCGUCAGGGUCUUGGAUUAGGAUACAGGGGUAGCUGGCCAGUAUAAUGUACUAGCUCAGCUAGCAGAGAUCUCUCCAGAGUGCCACCUAUAGGCUAGUCUGAACUGUUCUGCUGGUGCGCACAUCCUCAUGGGUUUGUAAAUAUUGUGUGUCAUGUAACAAGGCAGAGAGUGUCUUCACUUUGUCACUGAUAAGGAUGGUUAUUUUGCUGUUGUGCCAGAUGUGGACACAAGCAUUCACAAUCUAUAAAGGGUUGAACCUUGAAGUAAAUACUCUCAAUCCCUCCCUUCCAUGGGCCGAAAGAACCACGAUGUUGACGUGUUCAUACCAUGAUCAUGUUUGACUCGGUAGCCAUGAAAUGAUUGUGUGUGUGUGUAAAAAGUGGAUGUAGGUUCUUGUUUGAAUGUCUCUUGUUGAUAUGUGUUAACUUGCAACGCUAAUGGUAGCAUCUAGGAAUGCUUUCAACCGAAACAAUAGGUCAGGUAUGAAUUAUUAAACAAAGUUUUAUUUUUAUAUCUUAAUGUUAUUAGUUUGGUAGCCAUUGAUGUGACAGUUGAAAUAUCAUCCAACAUAUGGAUUCACCCUGUGAUUCUUUUGUGAAGAUAUAUUUUGCUCCAUGGAUGGCAAAUAAGAAUCAUGCCAUCUUACUAUUAAGCAAGAAUCCGUCUUUGUGUGGUGGGUGUCAUCUCAAAAUUGUUUUUGUUCUGUCUCCCAAUAACAAUUUACCUGCUGCUUUUAUUUUGUCAAUUAAAUGUGUUUAAUACUGUACAUUA
Messenger RNA from Salvelinus namaycush (lake trout), 2573 nucleotides. RefSeq names its product protein phosphatase PTC7 homolog. The record is from RefSeq and is a predicted model, not a curated record. The transcript is spliced from 6 exons. NCBI's taxonomy places the organism in Eukaryota, Metazoa, Chordata, Actinopteri, Salmoniformes, Salmonidae. The coding region runs from base 316 to 1209 and encodes 297 amino acids.